Messenger RNA from Chara braunii, 2585 nucleotides. The record is from the annotation of a GenBank genome assembly. NCBI's taxonomy places the organism in Eukaryota, Viridiplantae, Streptophyta, Charophyceae, Charales, Characeae.
GGGAAACCUAGAGAAGAGGCCCCGAUAGACAAAGCGACCUCGACCAAAAAAAAAUUCCCGUCUCAGAUCCCUAUUCUGACUAUGCCCGAGAUCAAUGACACCCUUAGCAAACUGCUAGGGACCAUGGUGUCAGUCUCAUUCCGGACCGUGUUGCAGGCGAGCCCUGGGCUCCCAAAAGGCCUUAAACAACUGGUGACAAGACGAAGAGUAGAGAUAGAGGAGGGAUCGGAACAACAGGAAGAAGAGAAGGAAGAGAAGGCACCGCGAGAAGUCGCCAACCUCCAAAGGAUUCCCAGGGACUUGGAAGACCUAGAGAAGGCUUUCACAGACAACCGUUUAAGUCUGCCAAAUCGCGAAGGUGGCGAAGUUAUGAAGGCGCCACCAGGAACAAAGCUUAGUUUUCAUGCGCUGCCUGUGGGCAAGUUGAAAGUGCAGAUCGAAAGCCAGCACACAGAUGCGUUGGUGGACGGAGGGGCGGAAAUCACGCUCAUUAGGAGGGACUUGCAAAGAUUACGGGAUGCGGAACCACGUCAGGCGGAGAUCCUUGGUCUCGACAGCUCGCUGGCUCACGUCCAAGACCGCCUUCAGCGGUUGGAGCAGCGACCAGUCGCCGCCGCUGACGCAAGCUCUUCCAAUACUGCCGACCGUCUCAAUGCAUUGGAGAUGCACGUCGGUUCCCUCCAGGACGGCGCACAGUUACAGCACACCGCGACGCAACAGUUGCAGCAGCCGGUCUGUACCACCGCCAAUACCUCGAGUACGGAGCCGCGCGAGACAACUCCAAAGUUUGACGGGCAGGAGAUCUUCUGCGACUCAAUGAAGACAGAUCCGAUUCCAUGGUUCCGCAAGUUCGAGCUCACGCUGCAGCUGUCCAACGUCAAAGAACACAAGCACCACGCAUACUUGUCGUCUCGUUCAGGGGGCGCAUGCGAGGCUUGGUUGGACAACCUCUUGUCCAAAUACGGAGUGGUAGCGGCCGACUUGCACACCAAGAUCAGUUGGGAUGAUCUGAAGGCGGCGUGGCACAAGCGGUUCCAGGUAGAGCCGCCAGAGAUCAAAGCCAUGGACAAGCUCAUGGUCUUCGAACAAGGCACGCUGCCGAGCCGCUUACCGGGACCGCAAUGCGCAGCACUUAGUGCCAAUCUUCACACUUACGUAUCCUUCUAUGCACCACCAACUUCGCCGACGGAUGACGAAGUCGCGGUGGGGGACAUCCUGGCCUAUACUACCAAGGUGGCCCGCAUUCAGGUUGGGCAAGCGUCCUGCAGCGCUUCGCUGGAUAGCGGCACGUCUCGCAACUUCAUGAGCCAAUCCUUCAUGCAAAGGGCUGGCCUUGGCGCACAAUUUUGGAGGAAGGCAAACCCGAUGGCGAUCAAGUUGGCGGAUGGAAAGACGCAACAACUUCUCGACCGUUACAUCGAGGCCGUACCGGUCUACUUCGCACCUCAUGCAUGCGAACCGGUGACAUUCGAUAUUCUCGACACGGACUUCGACAUCAUUCAGGGAAUGCCUUGGCUUGCAAGUGCGGAUCACACGGUCAACUUCCAUCGGCGGACUCUUAGCGUUCGCGACGCCUUCGGCGCGRAAGUGGCGUGUACUAUUCCUCUACCGCACUCUUCGAUCCGGUGCCAAGUGGUGACGGCCAAAUCAUUCCGGGCGACUUGCGCUUACGAGCAGCCCGAGGAGACCGGCCUAUGUUUCCUACGGACCGUCGCGGUAGCCGACUCUUCACCCACGGACUUGUCUUCGGACCCCCGUGUGGUGCGGUUGCUGGACGAGUUCGCCGACAUCUUCGAGUCACCUACCGGUGUGGUGCCCGAUCGGCCGAUCUCUCACGAAAUCAUUCUUGAGGCCGGUGCCGUGCCGCCGAAAGGUUGCAUCUAUCGGAUGAGCGAGGAGGAGCUUGAGGUCCUCCGCGCACAACUCGACGAUUUGUUGGCCAAGGGCUGGAUCCGCCCGAGCAACUCCCCAUAUGGAGCACCAGUUCUCUUCGUCAGGAAGAAGAACAAAUCUACGAUUGUACGGUCAUUGGAGGAUCAUCUUGGGCAUCUUCGACGAGUGUUGGAGACGCUCCGCCGCGCCAAGUACAAGACCAACCGCGACAAGUGUGAAUUUGUCCGGCAAGAGCUGGAAUACUUGGGCCAUUUUGUCACACCGGAGGGCAUCAGUCCGCUAUCGAACAAGAUUCAGGCCGUCCAGGAGUGGCCGGAGCCUCGGAACGUCACGGAUGUCCGCUCGUUCCUCGGUCUUACCGGCUACCAUCAGCACUUCAUCGAAGGCUACUCGAAGAUCGCGUCCCACUUGAACAAGCUUCAGUGCGAGGAUCGACCGUUUGACUUCGGAGAGGAGGCGCGGGGAUCAUUCUUCGCUCUCAAAGUCGCGCUAUUGUCUGCGGAGGUCUUGCGGAUAUACAACCCGCUCGCGCCUACACGCGUCACUACGGAUGCGUCAAGCUACGGCAUUGGUGCAGUCCUCGCUCUACUCCCGAUGGGUUGGCAUGGUGACCGUGACCCAGUGCUUCGUCCAGGGCCCUUCAGAUAGCACCGCCCUCUCCUUCCAGAUGCUCUACGUCAAGAUUGACGACU